Messenger RNA from Eutrema salsugineum, 1651 nucleotides. Its product is annotated as cytochrome P450 71B9. Gene Ontology annotation, molecular function: iron ion binding; oxidoreductase activity, acting on paired donors, with incorporation or reduction of molecular oxygen; monooxygenase activity. The record is from RefSeq and is a predicted model, not a curated record. The transcript has 3 exons. NCBI's taxonomy places the organism in Eukaryota, Viridiplantae, Streptophyta, Magnoliopsida, Brassicales, Brassicaceae. Bases 29 to 1522 code for a protein of 497 amino acids.
CGCUAAUACGCUAUACAAAAAAAAAAGGAUGGCUACGAUUUGGUAUCUAUCACUUCUCUUUCUAACAUGUCUUCUUCUUGCCGCCUUCAGACGCAAGAAGCAAAAACCAGGACCACCGUCUCCUCCUGGUUUUCCGAUCAUCGGAAAUUUACACCAGCUCGGAGAAUUACCACAUCAGUCUCUGUGGACACUUUCCAAAAAGUAUGGUCCUGUGAUGUUUUUGAAGCUUGGAAGAGUUCCAACGGUCGUAGUUUCUUCCUCUGAAACAGCAAAACAAGCUCUGAAAAUCCAUGACCUCCAUUGUUGUAGCCGUCCAAGCUUAGUAGGGCCAAGAGACCUCUCUUACAAUUAUCUGGACAUUGCUUUUGCUCCCUUUGAUGACUACUGGAAAGAACUAAGGAAGAUUUGUGUGCAAGAGCUCUUCAGUGCUAAAAGAGUUCACUCGAUUCAACCCAUCAAGGACGAGGAAGUCAAGAAACUGAUCGAAUCAGUCGCGGAAUCAGCUUCUCAGAGAAGUCCGGUUAACUUGAGCCAGAAGUUUCAGGGUUUAACCGCUAGCGUGAUAUGCAAGGCAGCAUUUGGUUUGAGUUUUCAAGGAACUGUUCUCAACAAUGACAGAUUCCACAAGUUAGUUCACGAGGCAUUCUUGUUUUUGGGGAGCUUCUGUGCCUCGGAUUUCUUCCCAAAUGGUGGCUGGAUCAUUGACUGGCUCACGGGAUUACAAGGCCGGAGAGAGAAGAGCGUGAGAGAUCUCGAUGCUUUCUAUGAACAAAUGUUUGAUUUGCAUAAACAGGGGAACAAAGGUGGAGUUGAAGAUUUUGUGGACUUGCUCCUGCGGUUGGAGAAAGAAGAAACUGUUCUUGGAUAUGGCAAGCUCACAAGAAACCAUUGCAAAGCAAUCUUGAUGAACGUUCUUCUUGGAGCCAUCAGUACUUCUGCAAUAACAAUGACAUGGGCAAUGGCAGAACUUAUGAGAAACCCUCGAGCGAUGAAGAAAGUACAAUCCGAAGUCAGAAACCAAAUGGGGAACAAAUCAAUGAUCACAUUUGAUGACACAGAUCAGCUUAAUUACCUGAAAAUGGUGACCAAAGAAACAUGGAGGCUACAUCCUCCAGUACCUCUUCUGGUUCCAAGAGAAGUAAUGUCUGAAUUUGAGAUCAAUGGCUACAAGAUUCAACCCAAGACAUUGCUUUAUGUGAAUACAUGGGCUAUCGGGCGCGAUCCAGAUACCUGGAAGGAUCCAGAAGUGUUUCUCCCAGAGAGGUUUAUGGAUAAUAACAUUGAUGCAAAAGGGCAGAACUUCGAGCUGUUACCCUUUGGAAGUGGCAGGAGAAUCUGUCCUGGAAUGUACAUGGGGACAACAAUGGUGGAGUUUGGUCUGGCAAAUAUGUUGUCUCAAUUUGAUUGGAAAUUGCCAGAAGGCAUGGUGGUCGAAGAUAUCGACAUGGAAGAAUCUCCUGGACUCACUGUGGGCAAGAAAAAGGAGCUUCUACUUGUUCCGGUUAAGUAUGGUGAAAAUUGAUUACAUAUACACUAUAUAAGUUCUUCAUGAUAUUAAAAAAUUAAAUGUACCGAAAUAAAAGUAUGUCUAUGAGUCUAUCUUGUGUUCCUUUGUUUCUUAUCGUAUUAAUCCAAAGAGUGUUGAGUCGUC